GUUUUCAAAAUGGCGGCCAGUAGUGGAGGGUUAAGAAAAGCUCUUUUUCGAUCGCCUCCUACCGUAGAAACACCCUCCAAAAACCCAGAGGCGCUUGAGAGUCUUUUAAACAAGAUACAAGUAGACAUUGAAGUGGAUAAUAAUCUUAAUUCACUUAAACGAGAAAUGCAUGAGCAAAGAAUGGCAAAACUACGGCAAGAGUUGGAACACAUCAGUCAGGACCAGUGGAAAUACAAACCUAUUGAUCAACUGAUUGGAUUCUGAUUUCAAAUACUUCCAUAUAUUCAAUGCAGUUCUGCACGUCAAUUCAUAUACAGUUCAAUAGAUGAUUUCCCUGUUUUCCGCAAGUUGAAAAUUCAAGAGGAAAGUGUUUGCACGGGCCUGUCUACAAACACGAUACCUUAAGACAAUACCACUUUUUAUAUUGUAGUUUAUUUUUAUUGAUUCUUUUUUGUAUUUUCAUUUUAUAUUUUUCAAGUAUUUCUUCUCAUAUGCACUGUGUAUAAUUAUGUAUAUGGCUAUCAAGAGAUCAAAAUGUACACUUUGAUGACAUUUGAUUGAGAACUUUGUAAAUAAAAUUAUGGAAGACUUAUAAAACAAUAUUUUACUGAA
Molecule: messenger RNA, 612 nt
Organism: Actinia tenebrosa (Australian red waratah sea anemone)
Lineage: Eukaryota; Metazoa; Cnidaria; Anthozoa; Actiniaria; Actiniidae
Biological process (GO): protein ubiquitination
Cellular component (GO): anaphase-promoting complex
Source: RefSeq, a predicted model, not a curated record